AACCUUUUCACUGGCGAUACAAAUUUUCGUAUUCGAAUUCCUGUAAAGGCGUUCCUAUGAUUGUAGAUGGGCACUUAAAUGAUGUAUUCAAUGCGAACAUGCUCCUUUGUCCUACACAGAACCCAGGCCAACGCGUGAUAAUAUACCCUACACCUUUGUUGAAAACUCAGCAAGUGGGGCGAAACCCCGAUCUCUUAUAAGUUUCGUUUGUCCUGAAUCCGAUAGGCUAUUACGUUUCGCGAUGAGUCAUCAGCCCACUUAUGCAAAGCCUUCUCCUUAAAAAGAAUUUCAUUCAUUUAUGUUCGUCUUGUAUCUCUGGUCUCCGUUUAGAAAGGUAAGUGUACAAUUUUAGAACGUAUGAUUGAUGUAUUUAUCAUUUUAAUUUGCACCUGUUUGAAAAAAUUAAAUGGAGCACACUCUGAACACUGCAGGACAUCUUUAUAUUUGUUCAAGCCCCAGGGAAGAAAUUACGCGAUGGCUGACGGACAGUUAUCUCAGACGAUCAAUCGAAUAUCGGAGGAACUCAGCUUGGAUGAGCGCCGGCGGCUACUGUACUUGUGUGGGGACCUGCGUCAGCAUUGCUCUGCGGAGGAUGUGAGGAGAAUGUUGAAGUCUAAAAUGACCUGCCGUGAGGUGGACCAGAUGUUUCUGCUGGAACUCAUGCUCAGGAUGAGGCGAUUUGACAUUUUGAAGAAGGUGCUGCGGACUAACAGACAGGAAGCUGAGGGAAUGUUGGGGAAAGGAUACAAUGUUUCGGAAUACAGAGUGCUGAUGGCUGAUGUAAGUCAAGACAUGGGUAAAGAGGAUUUGAGCUCCCUUAUAUUCUUGCUCAGUGGCAAGAUACCAAAAGGACAGUUGGAAAAAGCUACAAGUUUUCUGGAUGUGGUUGUGGAGCUGGAGAUGCUGGACAAGGUUUCCUGCGACAAGGUGGAUCUAAUUUACGAGUGUCUGAGAAACAUCCGCAGGGUGGACCUAGCCAAGAAGGUGCAGCAGUACCAGAUGAGAGCCGCAGGUGAAAUGCCACAGUCAAACUGCACACUCAGACGAUCAGUGGAAAAACAGCAGUGUCUGAGGAAGAUUCCGUCCUAUGGGGUGUUUCCACCUAGAGCUCCCUCUUCCUCUCCUGCCAUGUGCCAUUGGUCACGUAAACCACACGCUCCAGAGAACAUUAAAUUAGCAGUGCCUGAAACCGGAAGGCAAUUUUGUCAGGGCCCCGUGGAGGCCUACCGGAUGCGGUCGGAACCUCGGGGGGUCUGCCUGAUCGUAGACUGCGUGGGAAACGAUGGGGAUAUGCUGGCGCAGACGUUCAGGCAGCUGCACUUCCGGGUUGUCCUGCGUAAGUGGCUGAGCGUGGGAGACACCCUGUCCGCUCUGAGGGACGCGGCAGGGGCGAGGGAGCACCACGAGGCCGACGCCUUCAUCUGCUGCAUCCUCAGUCGAACCGCCGGCGACGACCUGCUGGCCACCCAGCCCCAGGGCCCGGGGCUCCACCUCCAGGCCAUCCGGCAGCUCUUCACCACCGAGGCCUGUCCCGGGCUGGCCGGAAAGCCCAAACUCUUCUUCAUCCAGGGCUACGGCCUCCCCGCGGCUCUCUCCGCGUUCAGGGACGAAGACCUGGAGACCGACGUGGAGACCGACGUGGAGGCCGACCGGCCGGCCGAUGGCCUCCGCUUGGAGACCGUCCCCGACGACGCGGACGUUGUGUGGAGCCUGUGUAGGACUGAUGCGCGACAGCUGGAGAACAGCAGGCAUCGGUCUGUGUACAUGCAGUCACUGAUCACCGCCCUGCUGAAAGGGCAGAGGAGGGGGAUGCACCUCGUGGAUGUCCACACUGAGGUAAACAGAGCAAUAUAUGACCACAACCAGAGGCAUCAGGGAGAGGCCUAUCACAUCAGCUUGCGACACACUCUGAGGAAGAACCUCUUCAUAUGACUGUGAAUCUGAAUUUUCAUUACAGAUGGAAAACAUUUUGUAACACUAAAUUAAACACAAAGUGUGUCCGAUUGGCAUGAAACCUGGCAGACGCCAUCUUUGGACAGGUGCUUCCGCGAAGCAUGUGAUGUUAUGAAAAAUGACAUUUCAAUUCUUACCAAUAUUUAUUUACAUCACAUUACAUGACAUUUAUUUGGCAGACAAUAUUAUGCGAUUGUUUUACUAUUCUUUGUGAGAAGGGGGUCAUUGUCAAUGUAUUAUACUUCAUGAAGUUAGUUUGUGCAUUUAUAAUAAAUAUUAAUUUCAGAUAAA
Molecule: messenger RNA, 2244 nt
Organism: Anguilla rostrata (American eel)
Lineage: Eukaryota; Metazoa; Chordata; Actinopteri; Anguilliformes; Anguillidae
Product: CASP8 and FADD-like apoptosis regulator
Exons: 10
Coding region: 358-1932 (524 amino acids)
Biological process (GO): proteolysis; regulation of apoptotic process
Molecular function (GO): protein binding; cysteine-type endopeptidase activity
Source: RefSeq, a predicted model, not a curated record